Messenger RNA from Lucilia cuprina (Australian sheep blowfly), 1074 nucleotides. It is a transcript of the gene Rab2, whose product is annotated as ras-related protein Rab-2A. Gene Ontology annotation, molecular function: GTP binding; GTPase activity. The record is from RefSeq and is a predicted model, not a curated record. Lineage: Eukaryota; Metazoa; Arthropoda; Insecta; Diptera; Calliphoridae. The transcript has 4 exons. Bases 177 to 818 code for a protein of 213 amino acids. Gene Ontology annotation, cellular component: Golgi apparatus.
CGUCGGCGCAGGGCUUUGAGUUGUUGGAUGAAAAACUUAACACGAAUUGCGUAGUGAAAAAUAUUGCAGAAAUCCUAAAAAAGAAAUUCAUUAAAAAAUAUUUAGAAAAAAUUGUGAUAAAUAUUUAAUUAUUAUAUUUAACGACUGAAAGUUAAAAAAUAACUCAAAUUUAAAAGAUGUCUUACGCCUAUUUAUUCAAAUAUAUUAUAAUUGGUGAUACAGGUGUUGGUAAAUCAUGUCUCUUACUACAAUUUACGGACAAACGUUUCCAACCUGUACACGAUCUUACCAUUGGCGUUGAAUUUGGUGCCCGCAUGAUAACCAUCGAUGGCAAACAAAUCAAAUUACAAAUAUGGGACACCGCUGGUCAAGAAGCAUUCAGAUCAAUAACACGAUCAUAUUAUCGUGGUGCUGCUGGUGCUUUAUUGGUAUACGACAUAACCAGACGUGAAACAUUUAAUCAUUUGACAACAUGGUUAGAAGAUGCCAGACAACAUUCAAAUUCCAAUAUGGUUAUAAUGUUGAUAGGAAAUAAAAGCGAUUUAGAGUCAAGGCGUGAAGUUAAAAAGGAAGAGGGUGAAGCUUUCGCUCGUGAACAUGGUUUAGUAUUUAUGGAAACAUCAGCACGUACAGCAGCCAAUGUUGAGGAAGCCUUUAUUAAUACAGCCAAAGAAAUUUAUGAAAAAAUUCAAGAAGGUGUUUUCGAUAUCAAUAAUGAGGCCAACGGUAUUAAAAUUGGUCAACAGCAUUCCCCCACAAAUCCUUCACUGCCCGGUUCGGGUAAUCAAGCUGGGUCAGCAAGUAGCGGUUGUUGUUAAAAGUUGCUCGACUUUUUUCCUGCAACCUUAAGUAAAAACAAAUAUAACAAAACCGACAUCAAACUAACAGUGAAUAGAAAAAACAUGUAUUUUAUUUUUUACACCAUCUUUACGAUGAAAAAUAAAAAAACUAAAGAAAAAUACAAAUUAUAGAAAAAAAAACGAAAUUCUUCUGAAAUUAAAUUCUUCUCCUUUUUAAUAAUUAGACAACACAUACAACAAUGAAAAAAAAAAUAAAAUUAAUUAAAAAAAAAAA